UUUCUUCAAUGCUCCGAGUAAAAUGUUUUAAUUAAGAUAAAACACCUUGUUACAGUGCACAACAAGUUCAAUGAUCAUGUAAGUCAAUUUUCAAGAACACGCACUUUAAAUCUCAAAAUGAUAAUUAAAAUCCUAAGUGUUUUUAAUAAGAAUGAACAGCGACAGACGAAGUUACUUUUAAAACGCGUACAUUUUUGAUAGCAGUAGAAUACGUUACGUCUUGCGCGUAACUACUUUCGAUAAAUUUCUCGAUGAGAUAUUUUUCUUGAAUUUAUUUUUAACACGUCGGAUUAAUUAUUCGAUACGAAUGCGAUGCAUGUUACAUUUGCCCUUAUCUGCUUUUUCCAAUACAACGCUACCUCGCACUGUUCAAUUUGCCAGGCCAACUUUCCGCCCACACGAAGAAAAGACGACUUUGUGAUAACGUCGUCAAAAUAAACUAAAAUAUAUAUAUAUACACGUAAGAAUGCAUAUGAAUAGGUGCCGAAGCAAUAGAGUUCGCAAUACAACGAUUGUGACGUGAGAAGCACAGGAUUUCCAACGAAGUUUUCCUGUUGUUCAGUCGUCCUAAAGGGACAACUAGAACGCCGUGAGAGGGUGGGAGUCUCUAUAUUAAAUCAUGGCGAGACUUCUGCUGAAAGCCAGUCGUUCGCGGAGCGUUGGAACACACAUGAAGGGUCUGCCCUGUGUCCUCCGAUUGUUAUAAGGACUAUUAAAUAUUUUUUCGCCUACUAUCUUCUUCGCGUUGGACUGUGUUGGUUCAUUGACUUCACGCAUUGAUAAAAAAUUGAAGAAACUGUUUAGGAAGAACUCGAAGAGGAAUCCGAUUGUAAUCAUUAAUCGAGAAGACGGAAUAGGCUGGAGAGAAUUGAGAAAAGAACUCCAAAAAAAUCCAGAGUCGAGACCUUCUUAAGCAUUCCCAUUUCACCGGAACAAAAGCCGGUUUCAAGAAUGAAGCUAACUGCAUUAAAAUUGAUGUCGUGCCUGUUUACAACACUACUACUCGCAGUGAUCGCCUUCGGAUAUCCCGCCAGCAACAGCGAAGCAGCGAUCGAGAAUAUGAGGCAGAUUCCACAAUGGCAUUGUCUCCGCUAUAGAAAGUUUGAUUUUGUCCGUCGCUGUCGGAAUUAUCGCUCGGGAAGAAGACACUGACAAAUGGACAUUCAAUAUGAUCCACGAUUGGCAAUACAUUAUGGCAAAUUUCGUCGUCCAAUCGUGCAGAACACUCCGUUUCAACUCAUUAAAUUAAAUAAAUUUAAGUUUAUUUAAAUAAAAUUUAAAAAUAUUAAAUUAAAUUAUA
Trachymyrmex cornetzi is the source of this 1300-nucleotide messenger RNA. RefSeq lists its product as uncharacterized. NCBI's taxonomy places the organism in Eukaryota, Metazoa, Arthropoda, Insecta, Hymenoptera, Formicidae. The record is from RefSeq and is a predicted model, not a curated record. The transcript has 3 exons. The coding region runs from base 952 to 1152 and encodes 66 amino acids.